AGAAAGAACUUUUCCAGUCAAAAAGUAAAUUUAUUAAUGAGAUUCAACUAUAGGCAAGCUACUACAACAAAACCAAUAGCAGCUAUGGGCAGCAUACAUAAUAUAAGAGUAGUUCGUUUCCUGCUCGUGGUGAGCAUAGUCGUCCUAACCAUUUUCAUUUACGCCUCAUAUUCAUCAAAUGCAACACUAACACCACCGUCACCACACGCUUUGCAUGCUGCCUCCAUUACUGAACAUGCCGGCGGCGCAAAUGUGCAUUUACAACAACUAGCGGCAGCUAACCUGAGUAAAUUUAACGAUGCUGCACUCUCAUUUGGCAAUGGCAUUGAUAACAGUGGUUUUGCAGCAGCGAGUAACCAUUUAGAAACGCCACAAGGUGGCUCAACACUUCUGAAAAUGAAUAAAAAGGCAGCUGUUAUGACUGGAACAGCUAUAGGCACUGGCGCAGCCAAAGCGCCUGCGGCAAACACAGCAAAGAAGCAGCAUCAGCAUCGAGAACCAACAAUCGAUGUGGACGCUGUAAAUGAUGAGGCGCCGGAUGAUGAUGAAAUGGAGCGUUUCGGCAACGAAUUGCUUGAAGAUGCAGAAGUGCAAAAUAUUGACAAUGCUUUGGUCGCCGGCAGUAUAAACUACCCGAACGUUACUGGCACCAAUAACGUUGGUGCUGCGCAAGAACAAUCAAAGGCCCAGCCGCAAGCUCAGCUAGACAAACAAAAAGAAACUAACGAAAAGCCCAGUGACACAGGUAGCAAUCUAAACAAAAUACUGGAUUCGGAUGUCAUGAUACCAACGUCGAAUUUGCAAAAGUUUAUCGAAAAUGCAGACAAGAUAUUGAAGAACAUCACAGCAGCACCAACGGCGAAUGAGAAAUUGUCCACUAAAGAUUCAAAGGGCAGCGAGAAGCUACCUGAAAAAAGUGCGAAUAUUAAGACACCCAAAGGAGAAGACAAAGAUGACGAUAACGAUGAAGCGGCCGAUGACGGUGCAUUGCCUCCAUCCGUAGUGAUGACAAUUAAGCGACCUGGUAGUGGCAGCGCUGUUCAGCAAAACACUGUUGAAAAUCAAGCUUCAUCCAAAGUAGAGACUAAACAAACCAUAAGUAAAGUGAAAGCGUUACCAAAAGUGAGUUCUAACAAAAACCAUCCGGUGCCACGCAACAAUUCCGACCAUACAAAAGGUAUACCAACGAGCGAAAUCUACGAGCCGGGCCACUUAAAUGAGGAAAUUAAUUUCGCAAAGAUUUGUCCAAAUCAAGGUGAAGAUAUAAAGUUACUGAUACUUAUUUCGUCAGCGCUAAACCACGCCGAGGCACGUCUUGCCAUACGACAAACUUGGGCGCACUAUGGCACACGUCGUGAUGUAUCAAUAGCAUUCGUCUUGGGACGCACCACAAAUGAGACUGUAAGCAAGGAACUGAGUAUAGAGAAUUUCAUUUAUGGUGAUAUGAUACGUGGCAAUUUCAUCGAUUCGUAUACCAAUUUGACGCUGAAAACUAUUUCCACAUUAGAGUGGGUCGAUCUACAUUGUCAGCAGGCGAAAUUCAUAUUGAAAACGGACGAUGAUAUGUUUAUCAAUGUGCCAAAGCUGCUGCAAUUCAUAGAUAACCAUGCCAAAGAGAAGCGUGUCAUAUACGGGCGCUUGGCAAAACAAUGGAAACCCAUACGCAAUAAAAAAUCGAAAUACUACGUAUCGACUGAUCAGUUCAGUCAGCCACUGUUUCCACCAUUCACCACCGGUCCAGCGUAUCUCAUAACAAGCGAUGUCAUACAUUCACUAUAUAACCGCUGUCUCCAACAGGUAUAUCUGAAGCUGGAGGACGUGUUCACAACGGGAAUCGUUGCGCAACAGCUUGGUAUCAAGCGCGUACACGCCAAUGAGUUCCUCAAUCGACGUAUUGCAUUCAAUCCGUGCAAUAUACGCAAAUUAAUCAGUGUACAUAUGGUCAAGUCAAAUGAACAGUUUGAUCUUUGGAAGAAACUGCUGGAUAAGAGUACCAAGUGUAAAUAGUAUUUUAGGUUUAUACAUUAGAAUCGUAAAACAUUGAAUUGUAGUUGUAAUAGUAUUAAAUUAAGUAUACAAAUAUGAGAAGGCCCAAGAAUAUUUUUAUUUAAAAAUUGGAUAUUUUUAUGGAAACAAUAUUUUAGUUUGUAUAUGGAAGUAUACAAUAUACCUAUAUAAUAUAGUAAUUGUGUAACAUGAGAAACAUACUUUAGUGUUUACCACUGCAAACAUGAUACUUAUAUUUAAAUACUUACAAAUAAAUAUAUACAUGUAUUUAUUUUGUAGACUAAACAUACCUACACGUAAAUGCAUUAUAAAUGCCAUUACAAUAUUUAUAAACACUAGUAUAUGUACGUAUGUAUUCAAUGUGGUAAUCACCCUGCAGGGAGAACCUGAACUAGUGAAUGAAAUUUCUGGUUCAAAACCAGUAGGAUUUCGCCAUUUCGCUACUCGUGUUGCGAGUAGCCACCUCUGCUCGCAGAGUUUAACGGUGUCAAAGCAAAAAAAAAAAACAAUCACCCGUCUCACACCUGACUGCCGCAGUUAAUCAACUACGGUUUCUGAUGCAGACGAUUGUUAGUUAACGUCGGGCUGGAAGAUAAGGUGGUGUUUUCGAAUACAAAGGAAGUAAGUUAUUGUGUUACAUUGGACUUUUUAAUAAAAUGUAAAUUAUUAAAUUAAUAAAUAAUAAACGAAGCACAAUAACUAAAAAAAAUAGACUGCAGUUUUUCUGAUCUCUCACAAA
This is a messenger RNA of Anastrepha obliqua, 2746 nucleotides long. RefSeq lists its product as uncharacterized. Gene Ontology annotation, cellular component: membrane. Bases 37 to 2007 code for a protein of 656 amino acids. Lineage: Eukaryota; Metazoa; Arthropoda; Insecta; Diptera; Tephritidae. The transcript is spliced from 4 exons. The record is from RefSeq and is a predicted model, not a curated record. Gene Ontology annotation, molecular function: hexosyltransferase activity.